This is a messenger RNA of Lineus longissimus, 929 nucleotides long. RefSeq names its product transmembrane protein 208-like. Gene Ontology annotation, biological process: vacuolar protein processing. Gene Ontology annotation, cellular component: intracellular membrane-bounded organelle. NCBI's taxonomy places the organism in Eukaryota, Metazoa, Nemertea, Pilidiophora, Heteronemertea, Lineidae. The transcript is spliced from 6 exons. Bases 76 to 591 code for a protein of 171 amino acids. The record is from RefSeq and is a predicted model, not a curated record.
CUCGCGUUGCCACUGUAGCUGUGUCUUCUUAAGUUGGAAUUGCUCCAAUAAAAUCCCUUAUUUCUCCCUUCCAAUAUGCCGCCCAAAGGCAAGCAAGCCACGAAAGGCCAAAAGCAAAUAGUGGAAGAAAAUAAAUCGACGCUGAGGUUUUACUCUUACAUCAUUGCCGUAGUGUGUUUAUUUUAUUCCAUUGUGACAUAUUACUUCUUCUGGGAGAAAUUCACUGCCUCGUACUGGGUCAUGCCUGUGAUUUCGUUCCUGAUCUAUCUCGCUUGCUACAAGUUCAUGUCGUACAUGUCACGGCCUGUUUACGGGGAGACGGGGCACCUGAUUGAUGGAGGAACAGAUCUCAACAUGGAGGCAGGCAUGGCUGAGCAUGUAAAGGAUUUAAUUCUUCUAACGUCCAUCGUUCAAGUGUUAUCAUUGAUAUCAAAUUACUUCUGGAUUCUCUUGUUAUUGGCCCCAGGGCGAGCAUUUUACCUCCUCUGGGUGAAUAUCCUCGGUCCCUGGUUCUUCCAAGAGGCGCCCGAGGUUGAUGAUAAAAAACAGAAGAAGAUGGAGCGAAAAAUGAAACGGCAGCAGCGUUCAUAGGAAUAGGUGGAUGUAAAUAGUUGUAAUUAUUAUAAGGAUGUGUCCUCUCUGAAUGUUCGUUUAAGAAUUAUUUGAUGACUUCAUUUUUACCCUCAUAGGAAUAGGGUAUAUCAGUCAAACCAUCAGUAUUUUGCAUCACUACUGUGGACACCUUUUAUACAAUAAUAUAAAAGGUUAUGUGAAUAAGAUAUGAGGAUGUUUAUCAUGUCGUACAUCUACCGGUGAGCACAAUGGCCCCUUGCUUCUUGAAUUACCUAUUGUCCUAAAUUUUAAGCGUUAUUGUGUUCUGGUAUGUCUUUUUGUAUUGAAAAUAUACUUCAGAAAUAAAAAAUUUGAGA